CCCACCUGUGGUUCUGUCUGCUUAGUUCUGUUCAGCUGAGGCAGCAGUUGACCCCCGGACUGGUCCAUUUUGCUGGAUUCUAGGGCCCAUCGGUUCACCGUCAAAUUAACUAUGUUAGUGGUUAGUUAAUACAAUUUGCAGUUGGUCUUCAUUUUUUAUUAUUUGUAGGUUGAGAAUAAUUUAGUUUUAAAUGUAACCGCUCUCCAGUUUGGAAUUUCAGCAGCUAUCUGGUUGCUAGGGUCCAGACUACCCCUAGCAACCAGUGAUUUGAAUGAGACGGGACCGUGAAUAGAAUAGGGCCUAAAUACAAAGCUGACAUGGCCAGCAUGCUGUCGAAACGUCUUGGCAAGAGGUCCCUCCUUGGGGCCAGGGUCUGCACCCCGACUCUGUCUGCUGAUGGAAUGCUGGUAGAUGGGCAGAUGUCCAUACAAGCGGAGCUUUCUGCUGGACUGGGUGCUGGUGCGUUUGAAGGUGGAUACUGCAAGGAAUGCCCCGAGGAUGGCAGCUGUGCUUCCGGAAUCUCUCCUAUCAGCCGCUUUAAGCUGUAUCCUGGCCAAAAGGUUUAUAUCACGCACAAUGGCAGGGAGUACGUUGGUGCGGUGGAGCAGCACAAUCACGUGGAUGACGAGGUGAAGCUGUUUGUGUUCGAGCUGGGGCUCCACCUCUGCAGGAAGAUGGAGGACGUGCGCCUCGCUGAGACCCACAAACCAAUGUCCUCCCCGACUGAGCAGACUCUUCCAACAAGCCCCGGGGCGACUUCCACCACUGCACAGAGAUCUGUGUCUCGCAGCAUCGACGUCCCCAAAAGGAGGUCAGAUGCGGUAGAGAUGGAUGAGAUGAUGGCAGCUAUGGUACUGACCAGCUUAUCCUGCAGCCCCAUUGUACAGAGCCCACCGUGCACUGACACCAUCCCAGCUCCUCAAGUAACAUGUGACUUGUGGAAAGAGAGUGGAGAUGUGUCGGAUAGUGGCAGCAGUACCACCAGUGGGCAUUGGAGCGCCGGCAGUGGGGUCUCCACUCCUUCCCCACCCCACACCGAAGCUAGCCCAAAGUACACCGGCGAGGUCUUCAGCGCUUCCCACGUGGAUGAGGGCUUUGAGACUGACCCUGAUCCCUUCUUGUUGGAUGAACCAGCACCACGGAAGAGAAAGAACUCUGUUAAAGUCAUGUACAAGUGCCUGUGGCCAAACUGCGGGAAACUCCUUCGUUCCAUUGUCGGCAUUAAGCGCCACGUGAAGACACAACAUCUCGGUGAUGGCUUGGAUUCUGACCAGCGCAAGAGAGAGGAGGAUUUCUACUACACCGAGGUCCAAAUGAAGGAGGAUUCUGAAGCUGAGCCCACACCAAAAAGUCCAAGCACUGCCACUGCUCCCCUUCUCAUUCAGCCGGUGCCAGCCAAACCCGAGACCCAUGCUUUGGAGGUGCCAUCAGUAGAAUCUCCAUUGUCCAGUGCCCUCAGCCAAUCUGCUCCAGGCUCCUUUUGGCACAUUCAGGCUGAUCAUGCUUACCAGGCGCUGCCUUCCAUCCAGAUUCCAGUUUCCCCUCAUAUCUUCACCAGUAUAAGUUGGGCAGCUGCUCCUUCCACAAUCCCGACUCUUUCUCCGAUACGAAGUCGGUCACUCAGCUUCGGUGAACAGCAACAGCAGACGCCGUCGAUAAAGUCCCACUUAAUUGUGGCGUCUCCCCCGCGGGCCAGCAAUGGCAACCGGAAAAUCCGAGGUGAAGCCAAGAAGUGCCGUAAGGUUUAUGGCAUUGAACAUCGUGACCAGUGGUGCACGGCUUGUCGGUGGAAAAAGGCCUGCCAGCGCUUCCUGGACUGAGCGUCUCGGCGAGACGGCGGCGCUCUACUGAAAGGUGGAAAACUUCGGCUUCAAUUCCUGAAGCGUCACGGAGUUGUCAUUGAGACAUCUCUUAGAAAGGGGUGGUGACAAAAGACUUUGUAAAUUCCAGAACCUGUAAAGAUGUAAAUUCCUAUACGACGUGUAUGUUAGCCAGAUUACUUUUUAAAGAUCUUUUUAUUUUUUAUUUUAUCUUUUUUUGGUCUUUAGACUGUAGCGUUUUAUUUUGUUUGUUUGUUUUUAAUCUUUGCUACAUGGAAGUGCAGGGACCAAAGUGUUUUAACCCUUUUUAUUUCCCCCCAAACCCGCCUUGCUAUAGUUUGAUAAGAUUUUACUAGUUACCCGUCCUGUAAUAUAGCGUCUUGUCCUGCUCUCUCCUCUCGAUGCACCUGUGAAAAAGUUCUAUGAUAUAUAUUUUUUUUUCUUUUGUAUACAUAGAUUUUAAAAGUCCUCCAAAGUGUAAAUACAGUAAAGAUACAUUUUCUAGCCCCUUGGUCGUGGAGGGCGUUCGUCAGCUUUUUUUGUUUUGGUCGUUGGGAACUUGUAAGAGAUAAUAGAUGAUGAUAUUAUUUUCCAGCAGGGGGCAGCCUCGGGGUGAGCGCUGGGAGACAGUGGGGCUUGUUUAUGGAAAGGGGAAACGAUGCCUCUUUCUCUAUUCACUUGUAUGGAAUGUUUAGGGGCUUGUGAGAAGAAAUGUACCAACUCCGACAUUAAGGCACUCAUCAUCAUUAUAGAAAACUCACCAAAGUGAAGGGGGCCCAGCCACCCCAGCCCCUCGGCUCAGGGGAGCGGAUAAACCUUGUGCAAAUUAACCAAAAAAUGACUUGUAGGGCAGGGUUAAAUGUCGCAGCACGCUGAAAAAUUUUCAACUUCCAUGAUUACGUGACAAAGUCAUGUGUUUUUACAGAUUCAGUUCGGCCAGGAGCGUGGAUUUAGCCAAAUCCGAAUCCUGGAUUCGGUGCUUCCCUAGAGGGCUUUCUGGGAACCCGCAAACAGGCCAACAAAAAUGUUAUUAAAAGUUGAAAAAAAUCUUUAUUGAACAAAUCAUCUCACAAAAGCCUGACGCGUUUCGUGUCUGACACUGAGGGGCCCAUUUAUCAAUGUACAAUUGGUUACGAGUAGAAAAAAUUCAUAUUUUUUUUCUAACUUUUAGAACUGUGCGUAUUUUCUGUGACUUUUUCGUACUUAGUGACAAUUUGUGCGACAAAAUCGUAUUUGUCGCAACGAGUACGAAAGUCAGAAAGGUUUUUGCGAUCGUUGGGACAUGAAAAUUUUAUGCCUAUCGGAUCGCCAUAUGUAAACUAUCCUUUCAAAACGAAAAUUUUGGAACUUUCGGAUCGUAAAUAUGAAAUUUUCGUAUUCAAAUGAAAAUAAUUUUCGUGACAUUUUCGAUCAUCAGAAAUGAUCGGAUUUCAUGAUUCGUAUUCGGACAUUAGUGAAUCGGCCCCUUAAUCAUAGGCUUCUAUGAUUGUGUCGGACACGAAACGCGUAAGGCUUUUGUGAGAUGAUUUUUCACUAAAGAUUCUUUUAAUAACAUUUUGUUUGAGGGUUCCCCGAGUUCCCUGUACCUCAUUUUUUUGGGUUACUUUGCACGUGAGGGGGUUCACCCUUUGGGAAAUAUACCCCUAAACAUCCCAUACAAGUGGACAGAGUGGUGAAAUGUCCCUCUGGGGGGACGUGUGUUGGGCUCGACUUAACCUUUAGAUAAAUGUGCCCCAUUAUGUGUAACAUGGUGGCAAAUGUUAUUCUGAUACUGCAUAAAGCCGACAGUUAGCUUUUACUGAUAAUGUGAUGAGAAUGAUAAAGCAAAUGUAUUAUUGGUUGUUAUAACCAGUUAUAUAAUUACCCAUAAGGCAACUGACUGCAACAAAAGGA
This is a messenger RNA of Xenopus tropicalis (tropical clawed frog), 3713 nucleotides long. RefSeq names its product zinc finger protein 395 (gene znf395). The transcript is spliced from 10 exons. The record is from RefSeq and is a predicted model, not a curated record. Bases 318 to 1820 code for a protein of 500 amino acids. Gene Ontology annotation, cellular component: nucleus. Lineage: Eukaryota; Metazoa; Chordata; Amphibia; Anura; Pipidae.